AUGGAAGAAAUCGCUAUCGGUAUUCCGAACUAUAUUGCAACGCAGAACCGCCCACAUCAGAAGAUGACCGCAAGAAAAGGAAAGAAAUUUCCGGGGACUCCCUUCAAGGUGACAGUGAACACUGAGGAUGAAAAACUGAUGUCCAAACCGCCUCGAGAUGAUCUGGACUCUAAAGCCACUCUGACGAUCGGAGGAAAGAAAUUUGAAUGUGAUGCAAGUGAUCUCGAACAUCGGAGGUUCCUGGGCCGUGGGGCUUAUGGCGUGGUGGAGGAGAUGAUACACAGACCCAGCAACACUAUCCUUGCUGUGAAGCGGUUGAAUGCGACAGUCAAUAAUCAAGAACAAAAGCGUCUGCUUAUGGAUUUAGACAUCAACAUGAGAAGCGGGUCCUGCGAAUACACAGUUGAAUUUUAUGGAGCUUUGUUUAGGGAGGGUGAUGUUUGGAUAUGCAUGGAAGUCAUGGAUGCCUCACUAGAUCAGUUCUACAAGAAGCUCAAAGCACACGGGGAGAGGAUUCCAGAAAAUGUGAUGGGGAAGAUAGCCAGAUCUGUGGUGAAAGCUUUGCAUUAUCUGCACACAGAGCUGCAUGUGAUCCACAGGGAUGUCAAGCCAUCCAACAUACUCAUCAACAAAGCUGGGGCCGUGAAGAUCUGCGACUUCGGCAUCAGCGGCUAUCUUGUGGAUUCCAUAGCCAGGACCAAAGAUGCAGGCUGUAGGCCUUACAUGGCGCCGGAAAGAAUUAACCCAGACAAUUCUGGCAAUGGUUAUGACAUAAAGUCAGAUGUAUGGAGUUUAGGAAUAACUAUGAUGGAGCUGGCAACUGGAGAAUUCCCUUAUUCCAAGUGGGAGAAUCCAUUUCAGCAGAUUAAACAGGUGGUGCUGGAGGAUUCGCCAAAACUUCCAGCCAAUCAGUUCUCUCCUGAGUUUUGUGACUUCAUAGACAAAUG
Molecule: messenger RNA, 947 nt
Organism: Candidula unifasciata
Lineage: Eukaryota; Metazoa; Mollusca; Gastropoda; Stylommatophora; Geomitridae
Source: the annotation of a GenBank genome assembly